AUGGCCGAGCUUCUAAAGAACAGAGAAGUAAUGAGGAAAGUUCGCGAAGAGUUGAAUAGAGAGAUUGGGGAGAACCCCAUCACAGAAGCGAAUGCUUCCCAGCUGACAUUUCUCAACGCCUCCAUAAAAGAGACAUUCAGGUUACACCCACCAGCCCCAUUCCUCAUUCCACACCGUGCUCUCGAAACCUGCGAAGUGAUGAAUUACAGAAUACCAAAGGAUUCCCAGGUGAUUGUUAAUGUGUGGGCGAUUGGGCGAGACCCGUCCGUUUGGGAGGACCCGUUAUCUUUCAGGCCUGAGAGGUUCAUUGAUGGCUCCAUCACGGCGGACUUCAAAGGUUUCAACUUUGAGCUACUGCCGUUCGGCUCCGGUCGGAGGGUGUGCCCGGGACUUCCCAUGGCAGCUAAACAAGUGCCGUUGAUUCUGUUGGGAUGA
Molecule: messenger RNA, 435 nt
Organism: Linum trigynum
Lineage: Eukaryota; Viridiplantae; Streptophyta; Magnoliopsida; Malpighiales; Linaceae
Source: the annotation of a GenBank genome assembly